This is a messenger RNA of Fonsecaea erecta, 492 nucleotides long. RefSeq lists its product as hypothetical. Bases 1 to 492 code for a protein of 163 amino acids. Lineage: Eukaryota; Fungi; Ascomycota; Eurotiomycetes; Chaetothyriales; Herpotrichiellaceae. The transcript has 3 exons. The record is from RefSeq and is a predicted model, not a curated record.
AUGCCUCACCGGUUUUCCGAGACGACGAUGCAUCUCUACAGCCUGUGGCACGGCCAGGUCACACAGGAGCUGGGCUGUCUGUGCUUAUAUACUUGUGAAUGCUCCGACUUGCACGAAGGUCACGGCCACACUCAUCCCAAUUCGAAAUCCGCAACGCUCUGCAACCCUCGCAAGUACACCUCUGGCCAUGGAUGCUGGGCCACCACCACCGGGAAUCCCUCGAAUCUUCAUGGCAUCAACGCUACAGAUGGGGCCCAGAGCCUAAUCCUGACAUACAGCAUGGCUUCUGCUGGGACACAUAUUCAUCCCUGCCGUGCUCCAUGGGGAACAACGUGGACGCUCGACGACGAUGACGACAACUUCGAGGGCGAAGUCUUGUGGUGGAGGAAGGAGGACAAGAUUUACCCAAUUCUUGUCGAGAUCAUGAGGGGCAUAAAAGCAGAAGGCCGCCCUGGCCUCGAGCUCUGGAUCCGUGUGACCUACGCAGGCUGA